AAGUGUAGUGUUUGAAUGGUGUUUUACAAAUUUGUAAUUUCGGUAUUUCUUACGUUCGUGCAGGUGUGGCGUGAGUUCCCUGAUCGAUUGGUUGGUUAUCCAGGUCGUCUGCAUUUAUGGGAUGAGGGAACCGGCAAAUGGAAAUAUAAUUCGGAAUGGACUAGCUCCAUGUCCAUGAUUCUCUCUGGUGCUGCUUUCUAUCAUAAGUUCUUCAACUUCCUGUACACCCAUCAAAUGCCCUCUGUCAUUAAAUCUUGGGUUGAUGAAAAUUUCAACUGUGAAGACAUUGCAAUGAACUUCCUUAUCAGUAAUAUAACGGGCAAACCACCGAUGAAGGUCACCCCUAAGAAGAAAUUCAAAUGCCCAGAAUGCAUCAACAACGAAAACCUAUCAGCUGAUCCAAAGCACAUGGAAGCAAGGUCCGAAUGCAUUUCAGAUUUUUCCAAGAUUUACGGAAUUAUGCCAUUGAAAAGUGUUGAAUAUCGAGCUGAUCCUGUCCUGCACUUAGACACCUUGCCACAGGAGUUGAAACGAUUUAAGGACGUUGGUGAUAUUUAAUGUAAUUUAAUGCAUUAUUUUGUACAGAUUUUUGUAAUAUAGUACUAUUUAUAUGAAAUAUUGAUCAAUUCAGUAGCAUUUUUUAUAUAUUGUAAUAGAACUUAAUUGUAAUACUGUUAUUAGAGAUCAUCUUUGGUAUUUGUUGGAUAAAAUAAUGCUGCAGCAGUGGUGUUGUAGCCUGGUGGUUAAGAAGCUUGCUUUCCAAUAAUUAAGUCUUAUGAAUAAAACAACUCAGUUUAUGAAUUAUUA
This is a messenger RNA of Anneissia japonica, 807 nucleotides long. Its product is annotated as exostosin-2-like. Bases 16 to 558 code for a protein of 180 amino acids. Gene Ontology annotation, cellular component: membrane. NCBI's taxonomy places the organism in Eukaryota, Metazoa, Echinodermata, Crinoidea, Comatulida, Comatulidae. Gene Ontology annotation, molecular function: glycosyltransferase activity. The record is from RefSeq and is a predicted model, not a curated record. The transcript is spliced from 2 exons.